UGUUGCAGCCAGGCUGGGCGCUAUGACUGAAAUCUCGCCUCUUGGGUCAGAGAGGGCGUAGGUCCUGAGCCGAGACGCACGCUAUUCACUUAUCGUUGAAGGCCCGCGUGCGACCGACGCUGUCGGUCUGCGGCCUCCCAGAACGGAGCCCUAGCAUGCCGGCGAGGGGGAUUGGCGCGGGAAGUGAGUGAUGGUGGGCGGCUAGGUUGGCACAUCCCGGGGGGGAAGCGACUCUCACUUCAAGCAAAACUGUGCGGGGUGGCUUUUCCUCCUGGCGGCCGCCAGGGCCCGGCAGGCAGGGAGCCAGGCCCACAGAUAGCCAAGGCCCCUCCUCCGCACGAGCCGCGAGGAGCUGCAGGCGCUCCUGAAGAGAUGCGAGCCGCUGCUCGCACGCAUGUGGGGAGGAAUGCAGAUGGGAAGGAAGGAGAGGAGGAGGAGGAGGGGGAUGGGGAGGAGGAGGGGGAUAGGAAGGAGGAGGAUAAGACGCUGCUUUGCGCCGCCGCGCGUCAGCACAGGCAGGCGCAACAGGCGGAGAGCAGGCGCAUCAGCCUCCCUCAAAGCUCCUGGCUGCACCCUCGCCCACCCGAGGGAUCGCGGCUAGGGUGCGGAACACAAAUAUUGAGGGCAGCCUCACACUGUGAGGAAUGUGAAUGCAGGCUGCCUGUAAGUCUACUGCGGCUGCACAAGGAGCCGCAGCCAGUGGACUUCGGGUACUUUGGCAUCCAGGAGCCGCGGGGCCGAGAAGGUCCGUCCACCCUCCCGACCUUCGUCAGCUGGGUGCGUCCCGGCCAGACACAGUUUUCUGUUACGGGCAGGGUGCGGCCUUCAUCGGGCUCGCGGUUAAUUAACAGGUGACCCGCCGUUCCUGUCGAGAAGAGUCUGGACGACACGCAUAGGACGCAUUGGCCUGGCGCGGCUCACAAUCGGUGGCCACGCGAGGCCGAGGCUGGGACGAUGCCAGCGCGCGGCACCACGGCCGCAUGAGGAGGAGGAGGAGGAGGAGGAGGAGGAGGAGGAGGAGAGGAGGAGGAGGAGGAGGAGAAGA
Molecule: messenger RNA, 1045 nt
Organism: Prorocentrum cordatum
Lineage: Eukaryota; Dinophyceae; Prorocentrales; Prorocentraceae
Source: the annotation of a GenBank genome assembly